CAAACGAUAGUAUCGUCAAACAUUUCACAGCUCUGAAAGAAAACAAAACUUGAAAAUUUUGCUGAAAAUAUAGAAAAAUUAGUAAAAACAAACAUAUUUUAUAACAAACUGCGUUAAUAAUGAGUGCGCCAGCCGCCCCUACGGGUAUACAGUGCACCGCAGGCGCGGUGCCUAUUAGAAAUGAAAAGGGCGAGAUUUCUAUGCAAAAGGUAAAGGUACAGCGUUAUAUAUCUGGCAAACGACCUGAUUAUGCACGCGCAGACUCCAGCUCAGACGAGAGUGACGAUGAUGAUUUCGUGGACAAUCGGAAGCGUUUGGAGCGACACAAAGCGGAGCGCCACAAACUUGAGCUGUCACGUCGUGAAAGCGGGGAUGAGAAGACAGCGGAGCAAGAGGAUGAGGCAGAGGUAGAUGAUCCACGUCUACGGCGUUUGCGCGCACGUCCAGUUGACACGGAAGACUUGGAGCGCGAACGCCGAGAACGUCACAGGCACAUUCAUGAGCCCGAAAUGGUGGAAAGCGCUAGCGAAGAUGAAGAACAAGUUCCUGACGAAAACAGUGAACAGCAGCGAAGAAUUGAACGUGCCACCAAUAAGAUUACUCUUGCAUCUGAAUCGGACACGGACUCCGAGCUAAGUGACACAGAAUUGGAGAAGCGUCGUUCAAAGUUGCGAUCGCGUAUGUUGCAGCAGCAGCGAGAAGAAGAGGUGCUGCAAAAAGAAGAUGAGAAGCAGUCGGAAUCAUCCGAGUCUGAGAGCUCCGAAUAUGAAGAAGAAACGGAGAGCGAAGAAGAGAACGAGCCUCGACUAAAGCCGCUCUUCGUGCGCAAGCGAGAUCGAGCGACCAUACAGGAGAAGGAACGCGAGGCUCAAAAACAGAAACAAUUGGAAGCCGAGGCCAAACGUGCUGCAAAAGAGAGAAGACGCGCCACAUUGCGCAUGGUGGAAGAGAGUGUAAAGAAGGACUUGGAAAAAAUAAAGCCAGAGACGAACGAAGCAUGCAUAGACGAUGUUUGCACUGCCGAUGAAAACGAUGAGGUGGAGUACGAGGCAUGGAAAUUGCGCGAACUGAAACGUAUGAAGCGAGAUAGGGAAGAGCGCGAUAACGCUGAACAUGAAAAACUGGAAAUCGAGCGCAUGCGAAAUCUCACGGAAGAGGAGAGACGCCAGGAGCUUCGGUCGAAUCCCAAGCUUGUGACCAACAAGGCAACCAAAGGCAAAUAUAAAUUCCUGCAGAAAUACUAUCAUCGCGGCGCAUUCUAUCUAGACGAAGAAAACGACGUGCUGAAGCGAGACUUCGCACAGGCCACGCUCGAGGAUCACUUUGAUAAGACUAUUUUGCCGAAGGUGAUGCAAGUGAAGAACUUUGGGCGCUGUGGUCGCACCAAGUACACGCAUUUAGUUGAUCAGGAUACCACGAAAUUCGAUUCACCAUGGUAUGCUGAAACCUCCAACAACAUGAAGUUUCAUAACGAACGCGCCGGCGGCAUGAGACAGCAAUUCGACAAGCCAACAGGCUCAAAACGAAAGAAGUUGGAAUAGUAAAAAUGACAAUUGUAAAAAAGUUCAAAAGUAAAUACAAAUUAGAAUAUAAUCUCCAAAUAUAAAUAACU
Drosophila hydei is the source of this 1612-nucleotide messenger RNA. RefSeq names its product microfibrillar-associated protein 1 (gene Mfap1). Gene Ontology annotation, molecular function: RNA binding. Bases 120 to 1541 code for a protein of 473 amino acids. Gene Ontology annotation, cellular component: U2-type spliceosomal complex. The transcript has 3 exons. Lineage: Eukaryota; Metazoa; Arthropoda; Insecta; Diptera; Drosophilidae. Gene Ontology annotation, biological process: mRNA splicing, via spliceosome. The record is from RefSeq and is a predicted model, not a curated record.